Messenger RNA from Heteronotia binoei (common prickly gecko), 3144 nucleotides. RefSeq names its product DExH-box helicase 34 (gene DHX34). Gene Ontology annotation, molecular function: RNA binding. The coding region runs from base 1 to 3144 and encodes 1047 amino acids. Lineage: Eukaryota; Metazoa; Chordata; Lepidosauria; Squamata; Gekkonidae. Gene Ontology annotation, cellular component: intracellular anatomical structure. The record is from RefSeq and is a predicted model, not a curated record. Gene Ontology annotation, biological process: nuclear-transcribed mRNA catabolic process, nonsense-mediated decay. The transcript is spliced from 15 exons.
AUGGAGUCCCAGCCCAGGGCGGAGGAAGAGGAGGAGUGGGACUGGGGCAGCCCAGCUGGGCGGGCCCGCCUGGAGGAGGCCCAUUUCCCAGCACAGGCCGGGGCUGAAGAGAGGAGCGAGUUCUGGGCCUUUUGGGAGAGGCUGCGGCGGCACUCCCGGGGCCCAGGGUGGGUGGAGAAGGGGCCGGGAGGCGCUUGCCCCCCUCCGACCACACAGCAGCAGGAGUAUGAUGCCCGCCUGCGCAUCAACUUGCGGCUGCCGGGGCGGGCGGUGGCGGGGGUGCCAGAGGGGCGGUGGCGGGAGUUCCGCCGGGCCCUGCUCCACUUUUUGGACUUCCAGCAGAAGCGCAGUUUCUCCCGCCUGGCCCAGCUGCAGAGGGAUCGGGCCGCCUUGCCCAUGGCGCGCUUCAGGGAGCCGCUGUUGGCGGCUGUGGCCAAAAGCCCCGUGGUGGUGGUGGCUGGAGACACAGGCUGCGGCAAGUCCACACAGGUACCCCAGUUCCUCCUGGAUGCCGGCUACACCCGCGUGGCCUGCACCCAGCCCCGGCGCAUCGCCUGCAUCGCCCUGGCCAAGCGCGUGGCCUACGAGAGCCUGCAGCAGUAUGGCAGCCAGGUGGGCUACCAGAUCCGCUUUGAGAGCGCCUGCUCCCCAGCCACCCGGAUCGUCUUCCUGACGGAAGGGCUGCUUCUGCGCCAGGCCCAGCGGGACCCCACGUUGCCUGGCUACCACGUGCUGCUGGUGGACGAGGUCCACGAGCGGCACCUGCACGGAGACUUCCUCCUGGGACUGCUGCGCAGGCUCCUGCUGGCCCGGCCGGACCUGAAGCUGGUGCUCAUGUCGGCCACCAUCAACAUCCGGCUCUUUGCCGGCUACUUUGGGGGGGCCCCCGUGGUUCAGGUCCCCGGCAGGCUCUUCCCCAUCACGGUGCUGUAUGAGCCCAUCCCCCCGGAGGAGGGGGCCAGCGGGCGCAAGGAGCGGCUGGACCCCCGCCCCUACCUGCGUGUCCUCCAGGCCAUCGACCACAAGUACCCUCCGGAGGAGAGGGGGGACCUGCUCGUCUUCCUCAGUGGGGUGGCUGAGAUUGGGGCUGUGGUGGAGGCUGCCCAGGCCUAUGCCACUCACACCCAGCGCUGGGUGGUGCUCCCGCUGCACAGCACCCUCUCGGUGGCCCAGCAAGACAAGGUGUUUGAUGUGCCUCCCCCAGGAGUCCGGAAGUGCAUCGUCUCCACCAACAUUGCUGAGACGUCGGUCACCAUUGAUGGGGUCCGAUUUGUGGUGGAUUCAGGGAAGGUGAAGGAGCUGAGCUACGACCCCCAGGCCAAGCUGCAGCGGCUGCAGGAGUUCUGGAUCAGCCGAGCCAGUGCGGAGCAGCGCAAGGGGCGUGCUGGCCGGACGGGGCCUGGGGUGUGCUACCGCCUCUACUCCCAGGCGGACUAUGAGGCCUUUGCGGCCUACUCCGUGCCAGAGAUCCAGCGCGUGGCUCUCGAUGCCCUGGUGCUCCAGAUGAAGAGCAUGGGUCUCGGGGACCCCCGGGCCUUUCCUUUCCUGGAGCCGCCCCCUGCGGCCAGCCUGGAGACAGCUGUGGCCUACCUGAAGCACCAGGGAGCCCUGGACCUGGAGGAGAAGCUCACCCCCAUUGGGAGCCUGCUGGCUGAGCUGCCGGUGGAGGUGGUGGUGGGGAAGAUGUUGGUGCUGGGGACUCUUUUUGGCCUGGCUGCCCCCACCCUGACCACAGCAGCCAUCUUGAGCGUGCCCUCCCCGGUCUUACGCAGCGGCGGCAGCGGGCGCUGCGACCCUGACUGUGCUACCUCCCGGCGGCCCCUGGAGAGCCCCCUGGGGGACCCCCUUACCUUGCUGAACCUGUUUGAUGCUUGGGUGCAGGUGAAGUCCGAGAAGCGUGGUGGGUCGCGGCGCUGGUGCCGCCGGCGGGGCCUGGAGGAGCACCGGCUGUACGAGGCGGCCAACCUGCGGCGACAGUUCCAGGAGCUGCUCCGGGACCACCGGCUGCUGGAGCCUGCCACCCGGCCCAGGGACUCCUACACACGGCAGAGCCGGCUCCGGGAGCGGCGGGAGCUGCACCGGCUCAAGCGGGAGCACGACCGAGGAGAGGGCCGGCAGCGGCGCAAAGUGCUUCGCCUGCAGGAGGGGCAGGCUGGCUCUUCCUCGGGAGAAGAAGGCGGGGAGGCGGAGCGUGGCCUGGACAUCCAGAUCUUCCACACCAAGGAGAAGGCGGGGGUCCUCCUGCACCCCACCAGUGUCUUUGGCGCCUCCCCGGAGCUGCUGUGGCCAGAGGGGGGGUCCGAGCGCCACCGAGGCUCCAAGGAAGGCCUGAGCAGCCACCACCAGAUCCUGGCCUUCGUCUCGCUGCUGGAGACCAACAAGCCCUACCUGGUCAACUGCCUGCGCCUCCCCGCCUUGCAGGCCCUCCUGCUCUUGGCCCACUCCCUGGACACCAACGCCGACUGUACGCGCAUCGUGGCCGACUCGUGGCUGGAGCUGCAAGUCCCCGUGGCUGAGACUGCCCUGCGGCUGCUCUCCACUGCCCUGCGGCUCCGGGCCUCCUGGGAGAAGGUGCUGGAGCAGCAGCUGGCCUGCCGGAGGAGCCCAGCAGAGGGGGACGAGGAGCGCCGGCCCAGCUCUCGCCAAGUGGGCAUGCUCACCCAGGAGCUGCUGGCCUUCCUGCGAACAGAGGUGCAGUAUGGCCUGCGUCGGCUGAUGCCCCUGGAGCAGCAGCACCUCUACGUGGGGCCCCCGGUGGCGGCUGCAGCUCCCCCCAGCCUGUUCCAGGAGAUGGAGAUGGUGCCUGACGAGGUGAAGGGGGGCUACAAGGUCGGCGGCUUCCUGACCUUCUGCUGCCUGGCUGGCGAGGGGGACCUCUACAGCGAGUGCCUGCGCAGCUUCUGGACGUGUCCACGGUGUGGCCUCUACAUGCCCUUCACCCCACUGGAGCGCGUGGCCCAUGAAGACGCCUGCCGGCCCCCUGGCCCCGAGGCUGGCCCUCCAGAAGACGUGGUCCAGACGCCCUCUGGGGCCUCUGCUCUGCAGCGCCCUUACGACUGCCCCAUCUGCCAGCUGCAGCUGCUCCUGACGCCCACGGAGAUCCUGCGCCACCGCAAACAGCAUCAGGCCCCCUCGGAAGGGUGA